AGCACCGAACAGCCAGGAGGCGCGAAUAAAGAUACUGCGGGUGUUAGAAAGAGGCAGCUUGAAGAAGUUAGACCAAAUAGCACAAAGGUAUUGCAGCAAGAUGGAUUUGGGAAAGCACCAAUCUCAUUUGACGCCCCAUCAGACAUCUGAUCUUCAUCAAGGAAAGCAUCAUGUUCCAGAUGUCAUUGGAACUUGGAGUUUGCGAAACAGAGAGCAGCUGAGAAAAAGAAAAGCUGAAGCUGAAGAAAAGCAAACUUCACAAUGGCAGUUUGGGUAUGAGAAAAAACACAAGCGACAGAGAACAGGAAAUGGAAAUCAAAGAGGCAGAAAGAGACAGCACAAUAUAGAACUGAAGGUGGAGCCUCCAUCACAAUUAGAAAAGGAAACGAGGGAGAAAACACUACCACCGACAGAGAAAGAAAAUGAAUUACCUAAGAGUGUAACUGAAGCUCUCCCUCUGGUAGCCUCCCCACAAAGAGUUGUACCUGAGAAAAAAUUGUCUGCAACAGGUCAAGAAAGCAUUAUAGAUCAUAAAAAUUCUUCUGAGUACCAAGAAACAACAGUACAAAACCAUUCUUCUAAAAUGUGCCAUGAUAUGGCUGAACCGGAAGACCGCUCUCCUAAAAUGUGCCAAGAAAUAGCUGUAAUUCAAGACCAUUCUUCCAAAAUGUGCCAUGAUAUGGCUGAACCGGAAGACCGCUCUCCUAAAAUGUGCCAAGAAAUAGCUGUAAUUCAAGACCAUUCUUCCAAAAUGUGCCAUGAUAUGGCUGAACCCGAAGACCUCUCUCCUAAAAUGUGCCAAGAAACACCUGCAGCCAAAGCCCUUCCUUGUAAAACACAUGAAGACAGAGUUGACAUGGAAGGAUGCUUUCUUGAAGCAUACCCCCAACCAGAUGUGCCUAAAGGCUACGCUCUUGAAACAUGCCAAAAAAGAGCUGAACCCAAAGAAGACUCUACUGAACCAGGUGAAGGAAUAGCUGGGACUGGAAGCUUUUUUCCUAAAAUAAAAGAAAUAGCUGUCCCUAAAAACCUUCCUACAAAAAUAUACCAAGAAACAGAUGAACCUGAACACUUUUCUCAUAUGGCAAAUACUAAAGAAAUUGCUGUGUCUAAAGCCCUCUCUCGUAACACAAUCCAAGAAACACCUGCUCCUGAAGAAUGUCCAGCUGAUAUAUACAUAUACCAAGAAACAGCUGGGCCUGAAGACUGUGCACCUGAAAAACACCAAGAAAUGCCUGGGCCUGAAGACCUUUCUACUAAGACAUAUAAAAAUAAGGAUGUGCCUCAAGAAUGCUUUCCAGAACCAAACCAAGAAGCAGGUGGGCCACAAGGCCAGGAUCUUAAAGUACACCAGGAAGGUGCUAAGGAUGUUUUUCCUCAAGAAGUGAAAGAAAAGUCCAAAGCACAAGAUUCAGAGAUACCAGCAAUUCCAAAUGUUCCUCAAGAGAUUAAUCCAGAAAAUGAUGUCUAUAGUUAUGUUUUGUUUUAA
Molecule: messenger RNA, 1489 nt
Organism: Pteronotus mesoamericanus
Lineage: Eukaryota; Metazoa; Chordata; Mammalia; Chiroptera; Mormoopidae
Gene: HEMGN
Product: hemogen
Exons: 6
Coding region: 101-1489 (462 amino acids)
Biological process (GO): cell differentiation; regulation of osteoblast differentiation
Cellular component (GO): nucleoplasm
Source: RefSeq, a predicted model, not a curated record